AUGAGGGACAAUUUAAUCUUUCAUGGAAUUGUCGAAACAGAUAACGAAAAUUGUGAAGACAAGUUAAAAGAGUUCAUUGCAGAAAAGUUAGAAAUAAGGCACACCGUAGAAUUCCAUCGAGUUCAUAGAAUGGGGCGCAGGGUGCACGGAAAAACGAGACCCAUCAUUGCGAAGUUUGUUCAAUUUAAGGAACGGGAACUAGUGCGGAAAGCAGCCUUUACUAAGUUAAAAGGAGAACAAAAUAGAAAUUAUGGAAUUAACGAACAGUUUCCGCGUGAAAUUAAUGAGAAGAGAAAACUACUCUAUCCUUACUAUAAAUCAGCAAAAAGACAACAGAAGCGGGCCCAACUCAUAUAUGACAAACUUUACAUCGAUGGCGAAUUAUUCACACCACCACCCCAAGAUGACACAAACAACCCACAACUAGAUCCUCCGACACGUUCUGGGCCCACCGAAUCGAGACGGCUAUCAGCAGCGGCACCGACGUUCACACCAAGACCCAGGGGCGGAGGUCGAGGAGGCAGAGGACAGAGGAGAUAG
This is a messenger RNA of Magallana angulata, 540 nucleotides long. RefSeq lists its product as uncharacterized. The coding region runs from base 1 to 540 and encodes 179 amino acids. Lineage: Eukaryota; Metazoa; Mollusca; Bivalvia; Ostreida; Ostreidae. The transcript has a single exon. The record is from RefSeq and is a predicted model, not a curated record.